AAAUACUCCAGUCGUAAGCAUACAUACAAUUACAAGGGACUGAGAAGAACCAUAUACCCAAUCAACGAAUUGAAAACUCUCUCCAUUUAUCUGCAAGACACUACACUAAUAUUCAAUACUUCUUCUGUUUCAAUUUACUCACAUAUAUAAAUAUUUUUGCAUUCUAAAUUACUGUGGUGUGAAUUAGAAUAACACAUACACGCGAAUAACUGAAAAAUGCAUUUUCUACACCUGAAAUGCUAUGAUAUUUUUGAGGAAGUAGCAUAUCCCGCAUCAGAUUUUGUUUUAUGUACCACAAUGAGUUAUAACGCUGGAUGCAAAUAAGACAUACAUUACCGAAAUCACCAAACUGCAUCACGAUGAAAGUAAUAAUUUGUAAUCCUGAAGUUAAUUGGAAGAGAAAAAGACCAAGGAACACACUGAAUCGUGAACUGGAAGCAAAUGUUGGAAGAAUGAACAGCAACUAGAAGCAACUGGAGAAGAUGGUCCAGGACAGAGAUCGAUAGAGAACUGUGGUAGGCGACCUACGCUCCUCCAUGUAGGGUAACAGGAGUAAGUAAAUGAGACUAUGAUAAACAAAAUAAGUAUAACAUUUUGAUGUAUAUUGUAGGAUGCUUCUAAAUAGGCUGAAACGCGAAUAUAACUGGCAUAUAAUACGCACGAUGGAUGUCACACUGUUGUAGCAAUUGCUUGAUUUAUCUAUGCAUGUACAACAAAAAGUGCAAUCAAAAACAUCGUGGUGUUUGGCAAUAUUCAUUGAAAAGAAUGAACAUUAAUCAGAUGUCGAUUCUUGAACUGCUAACUUCUAACUGUAGAUUAAUGAUUGACAAAGUGUGCUAUUUUCAUUUUCUACUAAGUCUAAAUAUAUAUCAUUAUUGGAGUGUAAUCACAAUUCAAGAAUUCCGGUCAAAUAAUUUACAAAAUGAUUGCCAAGUGUCACUACAAGAUUUCAAUACGUAUCGUCAGGAUCGAUCAAACAAUAAGAAAAGGUGGUGGUGGUGUAGCUACGUUUGUAAACGUGAACUGGUAUCGAUCUGGUAUCGACUGUUUAACUUUAGGAUACUGUUCAGAAAACUUGAAUAAAUACAGUUAUAUUCACAUUACCAACAUCUCCGUGACUCCAAACCGCACAUCGGCUGCACUAUCUGUUUUCACUGACGAAUCCACUAAAUUUGCCGUUAAUUCAUUCAAUGGUUCACUUUCAAUUGUAUGUGGUGAUUUUAAUUCACGUGACUGUAGCUUUCUUUCAUCACUAGGCCACCAAAAUGUGGUAGAUUUUCCUACUCGUUUGGAUGUCCAUUUAGACUUAGUUUUCAUUAAUGAUAUGGGAAUAUAUGUAACUUGUAAACGUGCUCAAUUGUCUAGUCCUGAUCAGUUCUACCUAAAAUAUAUGGCAAGCUUGGAAAGAGUACACUGUUACAUCAGACAAAGAAAAUCAAAUACAGGAAUUACUCAGAAGAAAAUAUCGUAAGUCUGAAAACAUAUUUGGAAUUACAAACUGGGGAUUAUUUACAGAUGACUCAUUGGGAAACAUCAUUUGUUAUCUUAAAUUGUGUUCUCAUAUUUGUUGUCCAAAUGAAACCAUUUUUGUAAGCUUUCAUCGACUUAUAUCUCCACAACUAAAAUGAUUUCGAAGGCUAAAAGGAAGAAUGUGCAAGGAGAAAAAUUCCACUGAAGUUCGAAAGCUAAAUGAUCUGACAAACAUAGAGAUUAGACGUCUGAACUCGAUGUUUACUCAGAAACCCCCAUUUUUCAAAAACUCUUCAAGUUUGUGGAAACUAUUUAGAGAGCUUACAAGUGAAAGACACAUUACAAGCGAUAACCAGCUAAAUGUUUA
Molecule: messenger RNA, 1837 nt
Organism: Schistosoma haematobium
Lineage: Eukaryota; Metazoa; Platyhelminthes; Trematoda; Strigeidida; Schistosomatidae
Exons: 2
Coding region: 923-1471 (182 amino acids)
Source: RefSeq, a predicted model, not a curated record